Aspergillus novofumigatus IBT 16806 is the source of this 1008-nucleotide messenger RNA. RefSeq lists its product as uncharacterized. The transcript is spliced from 4 exons. The record is from RefSeq and is a predicted model, not a curated record. NCBI's taxonomy places the organism in Eukaryota, Fungi, Ascomycota, Eurotiomycetes, Eurotiales, Aspergillaceae. The coding region runs from base 121 to 1008 and encodes 295 amino acids.
GAGCAGGUUGCAUGAGCCACCUCCCAACUGUCCUACAUCUGCUCCCUACCCCCGCGUGAUUCCACCACAACUGAGAUCACAACCAAGUCCACAACUGAGAUCAUAACAUCCACUAUCAUAAUGAGUAAUACGUAUCGGACGGACAUAUCGGUAGAGCGCAUCCAAUUGGCCUCGAUGCCGCAAUUAGCAGAGGCGAUAACCAGAAAAGAUGACUGGACUGGGGUUACAGAUGCCGCAGCACGCAGGCGGGCACAGACUCGCCUCAAUACACGGGCAUACCGAAAACGCAAAGCCCUAGCAGCCAAAGAAGCUGAAGUUAAAGCAACCAAUGCCGCAACCGAAACACCGACCAAAUCAGGAGGAAAAGAAAAAGAAGCAAUGGUAGAAUGCUGGGACAUCACCGCGCAGUCAGUCACAACCAUCCCAGCAACACUCGCCAAACAAAUCUCUAGGGCAAGGAAGCCCCUGCUACCAUCAUGGCCACCUGCAGCCGCAGCCACAGCACACCCAGGAAGCUUGGAGACCCAGCCCUGGACGCAGAGUAGCAAUAGUAUCAUCUUUCCCCUAUGCUCCGACCACCUGAUAACCCUCCUCCAAUUCAACACAAUCCGCGCGCUCGCCACAAACCGCACCCUGAUCUCAGGAAUCCUCACCACCCCGCUAGACUGCUACGAGGAAGUCACACAUGUCAUCCCCUACCCAUCACACCCCCAGCUUGGUCGAGACCGUCUGAUUCUAGCCGUUGCGGCUGGUAGUUUUGACGAGGAUGAACUGUGGGCUGAUUGCAUUGGUGGCUUGUACGAGGGGUUUCCUGAUGCUGAGCAUGUUGAUGGUGAUGCUGGUGUUGAGCGACGUGGAGUGAUUGUGUGGUCGCCGCCGUGGGAUAUUAGGGGGUGGGAGAUGACGAAGGGGUUCCUGGAGAAAUGGGGGUGGCUGCUUGGGGAUUUGCCGGGGGCGAUGGAGGGGACGAAUCGCUGGCGGAGGGAGAGGGGGGAGGAACCGUUGUAG